UUUUUUUUUUUUUCAUGGCAGGAAGCGUAUGUGUUUGCAGCUAGAACAUAAUGUGUUGCAACCCAAGGGGCAAGAGCUGACAUUUUCUAAAUGCCUCUGCCGCCCUCUCACUCGCAUUGGAGUUUUUCCAAGACGGAUAAAAGAGGAAGGAUGGUUGGUGGAAGGCAGCUGAGUUCAGUGCACUGCAGAAGUAUCCACACUCCUUGAACUUUCCCAUUUUUUGUCACAUUACAACCUCAAUCUUCCAUUUAUUAAGAUAUUAUUUGUUAGGGUUGGCAGAUUUUGCCUAAAAUCAUAUCAGACUCUACAUGUAGCUCAACAUCUUAAAGGGACAAGAGCAUAAUCUGCCAAAAAAGACAAAAAAGUCCUUUUCAUCUUUUUUAAAUACAAAAAUGGGCUAAAUGAUGUUGGUCAUUGUUACAUAUUUUGGUGUUGGUUCAUUUUCAGUUAAUGGCCCAGGUCUAUUAUAUGUGCAGUUUUGAAGAAGGGAUAUCAGACAUGGCUUACAAAUAUAUGUAUUAAUUUUAACUGCUCAGUUAUAUAUACAAAAAAAAUGGUUCAACAUAUAUCUCAAUAUUAUUUGAUUUGAUGUAGUUAUUUUAAGAUAGAGUAAACUUCCUUGAAAGCUAAAAUUAACCUGAAAAGGUGAAUGAUGGGAAAACUUGAAGAGAAGCAGUCAAGUGACGCCAGAUUACCCUGGAUGAGCUGUGGAGAUCGAAAGCUCAGGUGGAAGUGUCUCUCCCCAGGACAACUAUUGUUCUUGCAUUCUACAAAUCUGUACUGAAAAAAAAAACAACUAAUUUAAAUAUAGUGGCACGACAUUUUUACCCAUAUUGAUAGUUCAUCAAUAUGCGGCUUUAUUUUUGUUUCAGUACAACACAGUGAAGUUUGUGGUUGUUAUGUUACCAACUAUUAAAAUGCUCAAUGGUUAUGAAUACUUUUGCAGAGCUCUGUAUGUACUUGUAUGUGUUUUUUCUUUUUUUUUUUUAAUGAGUUGUUGGUCUGUCUCGAUGAAGCUCUGAACCUGGUAUGCAAAGUGCUUAUCGUGACUUCUGCCAUUUCUCUCUACCUUGAUGGGCCUUUUUAGGACAGGUUGUUCCUCUGGCCAAUUCAAGCUUGCAUUACAACUUACAUGGUCCCCUUUUAUUCCUACAUAAAGUUAGUUUAGUUUCUGUCGGCUCAAAAAAAAAGGUUUUAACACUGUCCCCACCAACAUUAAAACCUUCAUCUAAAGGAACGUAUGUCAGAGGUCAAGGAAGUGUGAGUUGUAAAGCAAGUAUCCAUGUUGAAAUACUUUUACUUCCAUAAGGAGCUGUUGAGGCUCUGUCCAGUGCAUAUUAUCCAACCUGUGAUAAAAGAGAGGUGCAGAGAUUGUCAUUUAUUGUGUUGACACUUUUUAUAUAAAUCCAUCAGUUAAUCAACAUCGCUCUCAUAAAUGCGGACAAAAAUAGUCACUGUAGUGCUGACUCUAACCCCAGCUUAUGCAUUCUGGUUGAAUAAAUGGCUAAAUUUGACUUUGAGAUGUUCAAAAGUGCUGACACUGGUGAUUGCAUUUGAUUGGGUUAGUGCAUUGUGACAACUGAUGCAGCUUCCCAGUAUAAAUAUGCAUAACCUUUCUUUCUACUUUGGGUGGUUAACAUGGAAGAUGGUGUAAUUUAUCAAAAGAAAAUUUAUACAAUCAAUAGAUCUUGAUCCCUAAAAUAAAAAAAAAUAAUAAAAAUCUUAUUCAAUUUAUUAUAAUUUAAAGUUGCAAGUGUAAUAGAAAAUAAUAAAAUAAAAAAAAAUACAAUUACAAAUUUUACUACUUAAAAUUGCUGCAAUUGUUUGUUUUCUAUCUAACAGCUAAAAAACUAUGCUUUCCAACAAGAACUUUACCUCACGUCUCAAAUCACGUUUCCACUACAGCUUCCUAAAAGUUUACUUAGUGAAACUUUUAAACUACCUAUGUUUCUUUUUGUGUGUGUUUUAGCUGAUGGGACUGGAACCUGGGCCUUUCAUGCGAAUCAGAGCAGUAACUCCUUUAGCCUCUGCGGGGCAGAGAUGCAACAGCUCAGUCUGGUAUUCAGUAAAAAAAACUAGGAAAUCAGCAUUAAUCAUUUGAUAGUGGUUAUACUGUAAAACCACACUCUGCCUCUCCAAGCUUUGAUGAUGAAGUUGGACUGGAUUUCGAAUUAACUGCUGAUUUUGUAGGAAGAAUGACCAUGGACACAUAGGAACACUGCAGCAACAAGUCUGCUCUGUUCAAGCUCUAGAUAUGAGAAAGACCAACAAUCCUGGGGAGUUUUGAUCGUUUUAAUUUGGAUCUCGGAACGUAUUAACUGAAAAAUAUUUUAAUUUUAUGAAUUAAAUCUCUAAAAAAGAAAAAAGCUUAGCAAUUUCUACUAAAGCUGCUGGGUUUUAUCAACGUGCUUUAACGUAAGCUCUGUAAAACAUUGAUUUUUCAGCAUAGGCAGCUAUUGUUGUUCACAAGCAAAAAUACACAACUCCAGUUAUGAAAUUCAAAGUUAACAGAAAAUAUAACCGGCAGAGGAUUAGAUUACUGAAAUAAAUUGCUGGAGAUGUUCAAUCAAAGAGUGACCUUUGUCCUCGUCGUACUACGAAGCUCCACCUUUAAAAAAAAACAAAACAAAAAACCCUUCCUCUUUAUGAGGGCCAUUUUUGAGGAACAUUUUGACCCAGAACACGGACAGAGUCCCAGAAAUGGUCCCUGCAAUGGAAACGCGUCCAUACACACUGGUUGCAGUGUCUGGGUCUUUAAGCUGUUUUUAAACAGGGCGAGUUGAAUCCUUGCAAAUUUAAAAAUCGGCUGCAUAGUUUCACACACUUUCAGACAAAUAGUUUCACAUUUACUCAGCAUAAAGGUUAGUUCUGUUUUAAGGACAAACUAUUGUUGGAUAGUAGAUAUGUGCACAAAUAUAUUUGGCCCAGCUUUGCUUUCAACGUGAUUUGAAUCAUUUGAAUAUUUAUUUAUGUUUCCCUAUUUUAAUGUGUGACACCCCAACUAUAUUCAAAAACUUAAAAUAAUGAAAUAAGAAAAUGCAAUUUCCUUUUUCUACUUUUACAUAAAUCUUCAAAUCUUUCACCAUUGCAUUAGAUUAAUGUAACCACACUCUGAUGACUAUGAAAGAAAAUAGGAAUCAACAGUAUUUUUGCAUCUUUUAACUUUGACUUUGCAUGUCCUGAAUUGCUGGUUUGAUCUAUCAACUUUCAGUCCAGUAUUACUUUAUCUAAUACCGACUUAUUGCCAAGAUUCCUCUCUAUCGUACUGAGCCUGCUACUUGAAGUAACCGAAAUGACGAUCACACUUACACUUCUACUGAUGCAAUCCACCCUCUCUUUUCCACUUUUUGCCAGUUGAGAAUGUGCUGUGGACUGAAUCUCCCUCCUUUGUCUUGAGAGCAUCUGAAAUGUCUGUCUUCCUCCUCACUUCUUCAAAAAACAAAGCAUUAUUCCCUUGUUUUCGUGUUGUAGCUGUAGCUUUCCAUUGUGCCACUUCCUUUGUGUUGUGUAGUUUUCUUUGCUUAUGAAAUCAUUCUGUCAUGGGGAAGGGCUGGCCCUCUCAAUCGCAAAGCUAAGCUCAAGGCUUGGGUUGAGGAAGGUAACAUUUGCAUCUCCUGCAAGCUGAGGAAAGGUAAAUCACAUCCCUCCUGUUUUCAUAUUUCGUGUCAGUGGGGUUACAUGUUGGUCAUUACCAGUUGUUUGGGGGCUUUUUGCUGGGACCAGUAUCGUUUCUUGCAUAGUGCUUUGUAGAAUUCAUUGCCUGGAUCAUGCUGGAUGCCAAGGCUUAAAUCUUUGGGACUUUGAAUUGGAUUGCUAAUCGGUUGAGAAAAAAAAAUGAUGAGGUUGGGUGGAAGAAAAGGCCACUUUCAGCUAAUGCUCAACAUUGGUCCAAAAGCACUUUGUGGAUUGGCUGAAUGUUGACCCUCAGCUGGAAGUAGCCUUUUGGCAUUUUGAUUUGACUAACUCGUAUUACCAAGCAAAGACUGAUGAGUGUUCUCCUGUUUCAUUGCUUUUUGUCCAAAACAUUUCCCCUGACAGAUGGCGGGGCUGCCAACUUUGGCCUCAACUUCCUCACCUUCAUUAUCCUUUUCAACAACCUGAUACCAAUAAGUCUCCUGGUCACACUGGAGGUUAUCAAAUUCAUCCAAGCCUUUUUCAUCAACUGGGACACCGACAUGCUGUAUGAGGCCACAAACACACCGGCUAUGGCCCGCACGUCCAAUCUGAAUGAGGAACUAGGCCAGGUAAAAUACAUUUUCUCUGACAAGACAGGAACACUGACCUGUAAUGUGAUGCAGUUUAAGAAGUGCACCAUCGCCGGUGUGGCCUAUGGCAGCCAUGUCCCUGAAGCUGAGGAGGGUAGUUUUGCAGAAGAAGACUGGCACAGCACACACUCAUCAGAGGAGGCUGGAUUUAAUGACCAGAGCUUACUGGAAAACCUCCAAAACAAUCACCCUACAGCUGCUGUUAUUCUGGAGUUCAUGACCAUGAUGGCCAUCUGUCACACUGCAGUCCCUGAGCGCGUGGAUGGAAAAAUCAACUACCAAGCUGCUUCUCCAGACGAAGGCGCUCUGGUGAGAGCCGCUCGAAACCUCGGCUUUGUGUUUUCUGGACGAACCCCUGACAGCGUGAUUGUGGAAGUGCCUGGAAAAGAAGAAAAGUAUGAACUGCUUCAUGUGCUGGAGUUUACAAGCACAAGGAAGAGGAUGUCUGUCAUCAUGCGCACCCCAUCUGGCAAGAUUCGCCUCUACUGCAAAGGAGCUGACACUGUGAUCUACGACCGGCUGGCCGACAGCUCAAGGUACAAAGAGAUCACCUUAAAGCACCUGGAGCAGUUUGCCACUGAGGGCCUGCGCACUCUGUGCUUUGCGGUGGCAGACAUCAGCGAGUCGUCCUAUCAGCACUGGCAGGAGCUGCACCUCCGAGCCUCCACCGCCAUCCAGAACAGAGCCCUGAAGCUGGAGGAGAGCUACGAGCUCAUAGAGAAGAACCUGCAGCUCCUGGGGGCCACAGCCAUAGAAGACAAGCUCCAAGACAAAGUCCCUGAAACGAUCGAGACGUUAAUGAAGGCUGACAUUAAGAUCUGGAUCCUGACGGGCGACAAACAGGAAACAGCCAUCAACAUCGGACAUUCCUGCAAACUUCUUACAAAGAACAUGGGCAUGCUGGUGAUUAAUGAAGACAGUCUGAAUGCAACAAGGGAAACUCUUAGCCACCACUGUGGACUUCUGGGAGAAGCCAUCUACAAGGAAAAUGACUUUGCUCUCAUUAUUGACGGGAAGACUCUGAAAUACGCCCUAACGUUCGGAGUGCGUCAGUACUUCCUGGAUCUGGCCUUGUCCUGUAAAGCAGUCAUUUGUUGCAGAGUUUCUCCACUUCAGAAGUCGGAGGUGGUUGAAAUGGUGAAGAAACAAGUGAAGGUGAUCACAUUGGCCAUUGGGGACGGAGCUAACGACGUAGGAAUGAUCCAGACAGCUCAUGUCGGAGUGGGAAUCUCUGGCAACGAGGGUUUGCAGGCGGCAAACUCUUCUGACUACUCUAUUGCCCAGUUCAAAUACUUGAAGAAUCUGCUGCUCGUCCACGGAGCCUGGAAUUACAACCGUGUAGCCAAAUGCAUCCUGUACUGCUUCUACAAGAACAUUGUACUCUACAUUAUUGAGAUCUGGUUUGCAUUCGUCAAUGGCUUCUCUGGACAGAUUCUCUUUGAACGCUGGUGUAUCGGCUUGUAUAAUGUGCUCUUUACUGCCUUACCCCCUCUUACUUUGGGAAUAUUUGAGCGCUCCUGCAGGAAAGAGAAUAUGCUAAAAUACCCAGAGCUCUACAAAACCUCGCAGAAUGCAAUGGGCUUCAACACCAAGGUCUUCUGGGCCCAUUGUCUGAACGGCCUCUUCCACUCCGUCAUCCUCUUCUGGUUCCCCCUGAAAGCCUUCCAGCAUGAUACGGUGCUUGGGAGCGGAAAAACUACAGACUAUCUCCUCUUAGGAAAUAUGGUCUACACAUUUGUCGUCAUCACAGUCUGUCUUAAAGCUGGUCUGGAGACUUCAUCCUGGACUAUGUUCAGUCACAUUGCCAUCUGGGGAAGCAUCGGCCUGUGGGUUGUGUUUUUCAUCAUCUACGCCUCCCUGUGGCCCAUCAUUACCCUGGCACCCGACAUGUCCGGACAGGCGAGAAUGAUGUUCAGCUCAGGGGUCUUCUGGAUGGGCCUGUUCUUCAUCCCGGUCACUUCGCUGAUCUUUGACGUAACCUACAAAGUUGUGAAGAAAGCGUGCUUCAAGACCCUGGUGGACGAGGUGCAGGAGCUGGAGGCUUUAUCUAAGGACCCUGGAGCAGUAGUGCAAGGAAAGAGUUUGACGGAGAGGGCCCAGCUCCUGAAGAACGUCUUCAAGAAGAGCACGGUCAGUCUGUACCGCUCCGAGUCCAUGCAGCAGAACCUGCUCCACGGCUACGCCUUUUCUCAAGAUGAGAACGGAGUGGUGUCUCAGUCCGAGGUCAUCAGAGCGUACGACACCACCAAACAGAGAAGCAACUAGAGGUGCGCCGCCGUCCUUCUUGUUCCCGGUCGGACCGCCUGGGGCCAUGGCUGCUGUCUCCACUGGGGUUUUUUAAUGGACAGAAAAGCGUUGCUGGGAGCGCAAACUUCCAGCACACAAGGGAAGCUACGAACAAAUGGAAGGACUGAGGAACAAUGAAAAGUCUUUGAAAAUCAUGGACGUAAAAAAAGAAAAA
Poecilia latipinna (sailfin molly) is the source of this 6726-nucleotide messenger RNA. RefSeq names its product phospholipid-transporting ATPase IA. Gene Ontology annotation, biological process: phospholipid translocation. Lineage: Eukaryota; Metazoa; Chordata; Actinopteri; Cyprinodontiformes; Poeciliidae. Gene Ontology annotation, cellular component: trans-Golgi network; plasma membrane. The record is from RefSeq and is a predicted model, not a curated record. Gene Ontology annotation, molecular function: magnesium ion binding; ATP hydrolysis activity; ATPase-coupled intramembrane lipid carrier activity. Bases 3987 to 6530 code for a protein of 847 amino acids. The transcript is spliced from 26 exons.